Molecule: messenger RNA, 657 nt
Organism: Acanthosepion pharaonis
Lineage: Eukaryota; Metazoa; Mollusca; Cephalopoda; Sepiida; Sepiidae
Source: the annotation of a GenBank genome assembly
AUGGGGAUUAAGGGUCAAGAAAAAGAAAAACUCAUGGUGAACAAUGAGAAAGGACUUUUAGUUCUAUUUCUUUCUUUUUUCUUUCUUCAGUUUCACUUCUUUCUUUCUCUAGUUUUCUUUCUUUCCUUUUCUUCAGUUGUACUACUUUCAUUUUUUAUUCAGUUUUCCUUUCUUUCUUUUUUUUUCAGUUCUACUUCUUUUUCUUCCAUUCUAUGGCUUUCUUUCAUUUUCUUCAGUUCUAUUUCUUUCUUUUUUCUUAUUUUCUUUCUUUCUUUUUUCUUCAGUUCUACUUUUUCAUUUUUUAUUCAGUUCUUUCUUUUUUCUUCAGUUGUACUUUUUUCAUUUUUUUCUUCAAUUCUACCUCUUUCAUUUUUUCUUCAGUUUUACUUCUUCCUUCCUUUUUCUUCAGUUGUACUUCUUUCAUUUUUUCUUCAAUUCUACUUUUUCAUUUUUUCUUCAGUUCAUUUUUUUUUCUUCAGUUCUACUUCUUUCAUUUUUUUCUUCAAUUCUAACUCUUUCAUUUUUUCUUCAGUUCUACUUCUUCCUUCCUUUUUAUUCAAUUCUACUUCUUCCUUCCUUUUUAUUCAAUUCUACUUCUUUCUUUCUUUCUUUUGUAAUGUAAAAACCAACAAAAAAGUUUCACUUUUUCACUGGUAA